Messenger RNA from Spirometra erinaceieuropaei, 17305 nucleotides. The record is from the annotation of a GenBank genome assembly. NCBI's taxonomy places the organism in Eukaryota, Metazoa, Platyhelminthes, Cestoda, Diphyllobothriidea, Diphyllobothriidae.
AUGGCCAAUGAAUCUUUCCCUUGGAGUUUGGUUACGGCCAAAGAGUCUGGCGGAGAAGAAGUCAUUGAUUUUGUUAUGAAAACAGAUGAACGGACAAAAGUUCUGGAGAGGUUUGGCCAACCGACAGUACGCGAAGAAGACAUGACUGAUGAUGAUGUAACUCCAAAGGACGAAGACACAGAACUGUGCUAUCCACUGUAAGCUGCGAAGCCGUUCUGUGCGUACUUCUUGAAGAACUUGCUUCCUAGAGUUGGUUUUGUCCUAAAAUCUUUUUGCCGAAACGCAGUCAACUAUGCUCUCGAGUUUCUCAUGGCUAAUCGGUAAGAUACGGGAAUCGGAAGUCCCCCUCCCCCCAGGUGACCUUGUUCUAAAUUUCCAAAGGGGUACCUAUUCCCAUUUCCUAGCACUGACACUAGCCGUAGCUUAAAGCUUAACCCUAACACUUACCCCUACUUAACCUUUAACCUAAUUCCUCUGGAAUUUCGUCCAAGGAUUGUUCCUAUUCCCAUUUCCUGUCCACCGACUUUGACCCUUAGGUAGCAUUAAUUGUAAAAGUUUUCAGUCACAGUUUCUUCGAAGACGUGCGCCAUUAUCAACAAACCAUGGCCCUCGCAGCCUGGUUUAAACUGGCAGUUCCCCGACACCUGGUUCCCUGCCGGUAGAUACGCUUGCGCUCCCGAUGGGUAUACAGGUGGGGGGGACAUGGCUGCCCAGUCAUCCUCGUUCUUCUGACUCCUGUCGGGGUGUUGUUGUUGGUGAUAAAUCCCGGUCAAGCGCCUGUUGUGGACCAGGGGGUUUGGAGUGGAACGCCAAGGUGCAGGCUCGGUCGUGCCAUCCACCUGCGCUCUCCCCCGCCUCCGCCUCAGGGUCAAUUGACCCUGUCUUGACACCUGAUCCAGGUGAGGAGUGGGGAAGAGAGAGUUCGGUAGAUGCUGUGCAAGUCUACUAUCACUUUAAACUAAUUCACGCGCAAGUCACCGUGCCUGCUGCACCUAACUAUGCAACAGACGGUGGACAUCGUCGGACUUGACGAUCGAACUGUAAAGCAGCUGGGAAAGAUGGCGUUGGUGGUAUGAUUUGUUUAGUUUUGACUGGGCUUGGCAGUCACCGUUGUUUGAAAGGUCAGGAGAAAUAAGUUCUAAACGGAAUGUUUGCAUAAAGACUUCUUCUGUGGUCAUCCACUCCAUUUAGCUCUAACCUAACGAAAGUUCAUAUUGACCCAACUGUGAAAAACUCGGCGCCUCGGUGGGAUUCAAACCCACGCAGUAAGGGGAAGGCGUGGGUUCGAAUCCCACCGAGGCGCCGAGUUUUUCACAGUUGGGUCAAUAUGAAUUAUUCAAAAUCUGCCAAAACAUCUAAUGAAAGUUGCGAAAGAUUCUUCGAUCUCUUCAGAAAAGCCCGUUUCCCAUAAGAACCAAAAUUUCUUUUGCGAUAUUCGUUAUGACAACAGUUCCUUGUUGGUAUGAAUUCGUAAUGCUGCAGCUGAAAGGCAACUGUAAUCAGUUCAAAAGUUCCUAUUGGGUUUUUGUUGGAAGGACAGGUGUAAGUUUUCAAAUUAGAACUCCGGAACAUCGGUUUACGUAUGCAUUCGAAGGGGAGAUGCUGGUUAAUUGACGUACUCAUGCUGAUUAGUGUGGAAUAUAACCGCAAACUUUCACAUGCAGGACUGGACACCCCAGCCGCCAUUGUCAAUCGCCAUCGGGGAAACUGCUUACUUAAGUAGUGUGCGUGUUUUCUACGUCUUUACUAACUUAACUCUUUUCCCCAGAGUUUUAAGCUUGUGGAUGAUGGAUGCUCAACCGAGUGACGACAUGCUGCUAUGUAUAAACAUACCUGCUGUCAACUACCGUGCCAGCGGUUUUUAAACCUCACAAAAGGAGUAUUUUCUGUUUUUAAAGACGAUUUUAGAGGCCUUGCCCAAUGUUUGGUAACUACUCUACAUUGAAUAUGUAUUGCAUUAUUUUGCUUACCAAUGUCUUAAAAUGUGCAGUACUUGACAAAAAAUUUAAAAGCCGAUAUACAUCCUUCAAACAAAAAAGUUAAAAAUGCUAUCUUCUAAAAGAUCAGUCUACGGAAUGCGGCAAUGCAAAAGCAUCUGCUGCCCAGAUGUUACACAGUCAAAUGAAGGCCGAUUAAACGUUCGUCUCCGAUGAUAUUUUUAUAGCUCUGUGGAGGCUUUGUAAAAGGAUGUUCUUUACAACGUAAAAACUAAUAUUCUUUAAAUUCUCUUCUGUCCUUCCUAAGUCGGGAACUUAAAUGAUGCAGUUCGCACUAAGCAACUUUCCGUAAAGUUCGGAUUUCUUGCGAACCGCUCAUAUUCCGAGACGCCAACUUCCCAAUCUCGGACUGGUUGCUUUGUCUGCGACCUAUGGAUGACACAUGACAGGCUGACCAUCGUGGUCGACGAUGUUUGCCGUGUACACCACAGAAGGGCAAAAUAAGUCAAGGUGACUGGUGUGUUAGUUAGUUUAUAGUGACUUGCGCGGCAUCUACUGUACCCCCUCCUCCUCUCCCGCCUGUGCCCGGUGUCAAGACAGAGUCAAAAAAACCAGAGAUAAGAGAGGGCGCCAGGUGACUGACACGGUGAAUAAACGCACCUAGGCGUACCACCACACUCCUGGUCCACAACGCAUACUGACCAGGAUUUUACGUACAAUGAGAAAAGAAGGAGGAGGCUGCUCGGAUCCCACGGAGUGGGAGUGCCAUAGAGGCCACAUUAAGAAGGAGCCAUUGCAACCGGACUCGCAGUUCACCAGUUCGUCACCGGCUUUGACCCCCAGGAGCGCAUAUUCCGUUUCCAAUUAUGCUUCGGCUGCGAAUUCAGGGCAAACCUCGUAAAUGUAAGAUAUAGAUAAUUAACGUUAGCAUUCCUACUGACUCACUGUGUGAAAUAAAGAACGAGCGCAGCCACAAAUCAUGUGGUGUCGUAUGUGCUCCAACCCCUGACCUCUUGAGUACUUUCGUUGUGAAUCUGAAAUAAGGCAAUAGUAUCGAUUGUUAGCAGUGCUGGCAGUCGUGUUGUCCGUAGCUCAACGGUAGAGCACGUUGUGCGCCCCAAACGGGUCACGUGGUAGAUGCUCUGGACCAACACGGGGGCCAUAUCGGAUUCUGGGAGGCGUUAUCGGUUUUGCGCACGGUAACAAAUGCCAGCAUUUUCGGGGUGCGUUGGCGGAGCCGGUUGCGACGUACGUCGCGCACUCUGGGGUCCCGCCACCACCCCAUUGUUGCUGUUGUUAGUCAAAAACCUGGUUAUUUGUUGUGUGGACCAGGGGGUGUGGGGUGGAACGCCAAGGUGCGGGUUGUACCGUGCCAUCCACCUGCGCCCUCCCCCGCCUCCAGUCUUCUUGACUCUGUCUUGACUUCGGGUCCAGGUGGGGAAGGAGGAGAGAGUGCGGUUGAUGCUGUGCAAGUCUGUUAUCACUAUAAACUAAAUUUUUGCACAUGUCGCCGUCCCUACUCUCACUCUGCGGUGGAGCACACGGUAGACAUCGUCGAAAUCGACGGUCGAACUCUCGGUAGGGCACCUAGUGUGAGAGUUUAUGGCGUCUGGGGACUUGGUUCUGUCAGAUGACACGCGUUUUCUAUCAACGUGAGGUCCUUAUUUCCUCGUAGUCUGCUAACAAAAUGUUCUAAAGCUAGAGCGGUUUGAUUUCAGGAAGUUCUUGCACAUCAGCGAAUCCGGGGAGCCGAAGCUCACCCUGCAGCAGCUGAGGGAGGCCGUAGCGGAGGCAAGGAGACUUAAGGCCCUGGAGGAAGCAAACGCUCGACCCCUAUCUGUUGUCGCCCCCACUAUCUCCUCCACACUCGACCGAUUCCAACCCAAUGAUCCCACGGUGAGCUGCCAUUCCCCACAGCCGAAUUUGCUGCUUGCUCAUUUUCCAUUGACCCUGUAUAGAUCAGCCUUGAGAUAGGCGAAGAGAAGGUUAAUUUUUUUCUAGUCUAUACAGCAACACAUAAACAGCAAUAUAGGUAAAUCAAUAACCAAAAUCAGGUUUCUCACAAUGCCCGACUCAUCUUUGAUUCUCGCAAGUUGUUGACCUCAGCAAACAGGGCUCCGCCUGACCUAGAAGCAAAGCUCUCAAUUGAACUGGAAAACUUUUCAAUGUAUGCAAAAAUGCCCUGCUAUCGGUGGGUUUUUGAUGUAGGUUGCCUUUGAGAAUUUCCAGAAACCUUGGGUUGCGAAAUAUCCGGGGGUGGCUUUUGUGUAAGGUUUUGACCACAUACAGACGGUGACCAAUCUCAUGAAAUAUCAACCAAAACUAGCCUUCAGUUAGGAAAGGUUACUUGAGUGUGAUUGCAAUACUGAUUACCGUGAAGCAUAAUCCCCAGAUAUUUAUAUCACACCGGCAUGCCGGCCUUUAAAUGGACUUCUUCUCAGUCACUUGCAAAAACUGCACUACUUAAUUAAUAUAAGGUUUUCUACCGGUUUCCGAUUUUCGUGUAAAUUCAAAUAUUUUUUAUGGAAAACAUGCUCAACGAUAUCCUUUUUGUUAUUAUUCGGUAGCAAAUCAAGUCUUAUUUAAAUUUUAUCCUCGAAAAAGUGGUAAUUUUCGGUCUUAAAAGUUUAUCAUUGUGAUAUUUUUUGGACUGUAAAAUGCCCAUUCGGGUAGCAUCGUGUCUGUACGUCUAGUAAUCCUUGCUACGAAGUAUGUGACAAAGCCCUCAUCUAUUGCAGACUUAUGAGCCCUAUGUGACAUCUUCUCGGCAGCAUAUCGAAGUGUACGAUUUUUCUUACACAAAGAGUAUAAAACCUGUGAGUUGUAAAUUCUAAAUGAAAGUACAACGGCAUGUCGGAUUCAAAAUUAUUCUGGAAGCGAAACUUUUAAAACUUAAAUACAUCUUUUGUUCGAAUGUGAAACUUGCUGUCAUAUGAGUACAUGAAAGGUAGUAGUCCUUGCUACGGAGUAUAAGACAAAGUCCGCAUCUAUUGCAGACUUUUAUGAGCCCUAUAUGACGUCUUCUUGACAGCAAAUUCUAACGGUAGCCAGGGUUAGGGUUAGGUUUGAGGUUGAAACACGGGGAUAAGUACCCCCCAAAAUCUAGCGCCAGUCCACCGGUACCAUGGAAGGUCCUUAUUCCGUUCAUCACGACCGGUGCUGUUCAUCUGACUGCGAGCAGUAUUACCAUGGUUAUGUCUCAUUUUAAGGGGGUCCAACCUAAAUAUCCGAGACAGAGCCAGUGUCUUCUCUUCUUGUCUCAUACCUAUCUGAUCGUCCCUUCUUUCUCUCCCUUUUGUUGUUAUAUCUUGUCCUUACUCUUACUUCCACCCGCAUCUUUCCUCGUACCCUCUUCCACCUUCCCUUCCUCCUCGCACGCUAAUUCCAGCUUCCGAGUGAAAUGGCAUUUUCCCCACUAAUGCCUCCCACCGGCGACUGAUUUCCUCCCUGGCCUUUCUUGUUUGCCGCCUUUCUAGCUUCUCCUGGCGCAGCUGCCGAUUCACGAGGGCAACAGUUGGUGUGACCUGAGUAUCACCUGCAGCGAUCAGCUGCGUCUGAGGGCCCCCUUCUUCUUCUACGAGGCGCGCUUCGAUCGCCUGUCCAAGUCUCAGGCUGACCAGCUGGAGCACUGGCAGACAGUUGUGCACAAGAACUGUGAACGUCAACGGUCCGCCCUGCAGCGCCAACUGGAGAAGUGCCACUCCUUCAAUACCCUUCUUGGUCAUAUGCGACCCAAGUGUUGGCAAACUGGUCUCCUGGACAUGAGUCAACAGUACGCCUACCGAUACAAGGAUGUGAGUCUCCAGUUAUCAGUCAGUUGUGCUUGUGUGUGUGUGUACCCCCAAAACGGGCAACGCGGUAGGUGCACUGGACCAACACGAGCGCUAGAUCGGAUUCUGGCAGGUGUUAUCGGGACUACUCACUCGUAGCAAAUACCCACAGUUCGGGAUGCGGUGGCGGACCCGAUUGCUGGCAGACUUCGCGCAGACUGGGACCCCUGCCGCUCCCUCCCCACAUUGUUGUUGUUGGGCCACACCUGGUUAUUUGCUGUGUGGAUCAGGGGGUGUGGAGUGGGGCGUCAAGGUGCGGGCUAGACCGUGCCAUCCACCCGCUUCCUCCCCCGUCCCCGGUCUGCUUGACUCUGUCUUGACACCGAGUCCAGGUGGGGAGUGGGGAAGAGAGUGCGAUAGAUGCUGUGACAGUCUACUGUAACUAUAAACUAAUUCAUGCAUAAGUUAUCGUCCCUGCUCUCUCCUUGCUGUGGGGCACACGGUGGACGUCGUCGACAACGACGGUCGAACUGUCGAGUGACAUUCAUUGCGUCACCACAACGGGCCACUCGGUAGGUGCGCUGGAUGAAGAUGGGAGCCAGAUCAGGGCACGUAGGGCGUUAGUGAGGAUGCGUACCCACAACAAAUGGCAUGCGUGGGGUGUGGUGGAACGCCCAGACGCAGGCUCACGUCGCGCCGACAGCCUGCACCCUGUCUUCUUGACCCCGUCAUGACACCGGGCUCCGGCGGAUGGGGAGCAUGGUAGAUGCUGCGCUAAUCUACUAUCACUAUAAACUAGUUCACCUAAAAGCCACCGUCCAUGCGCCUACGCUGCUGUGGAGCACACGGUGGACAUCUUCAGCAACGACGGUCGAACUGUCGUGUAUGUUGGCCGAGAAAACGGGCCACGCGGUAAAUGAGCCAGACCAACACGGGGGCUAGAUCGGAGUCCGGCAAGCGUUAUUGCGAAUGCCCACCCGUAGCAAAUACCAACAUUGGGGGCCAUGGUGGAGCGCCCAGUUGCUGGCUGGCGUCCAGCUAACUGGAAUCCGUUCCGGCCCCUAUUUUUGUUGUGGUGUUAAAUCCUGGUCAGUGUCCGUUGUGGAUCAGGAGGUGUGGUGCUACUCUUUGGUGUGAGCUUCGCCACGCUAGUAACUUGCGUCACCUCACUCCUCCGGCCCUCUUGGUUUGGUCAUGACACCGGGUCCAGGUGGGGAGAGAGAGAGGACUGCUUUAUUUUGAAAAUAACUUUCAAAACUUUCAGCAAAAACGGUUCUCCAGUACACAGUGAUUACCAUAGAGAUUAACAGGUAUUGGACAGGUGGACAUAAUUAUAUAUGAAGAAAAAAGGACUUUAAGGUGCAAGAUCGAGUUUUAGUUUUUGUUUUUCAACAUCUUUGCAGGUGAGAUACCGGGCUAGAAAUGGCAGUAUGGAAUUCCGAUAGGCCGAAGUGCGGCAAGGGAUGUGGCGGAAGCAUCGACGCAUGGGGCGUAAGGAUUUCGCAGCCAUUAACUCAUUAUGAAGGGGAUGGACAGUGUCAUUCAGAAUUCGGUCAGCAAAUUGCUCCACCGUAUUGAAGUGUCGUUGCACGAUGAUAUCAACUAAAAUAUGAUAGGAAACACCAGCAGCAGAGGCGAGCAUUCGAAUGACACGUUUAAAAAUAAUUAGAUCUUUUUUAAGUAAAGCUGGAAAAAUAACUGGAGAACAGUAAAGAAUGAGUGGAAGAAUACAGCCAUCUAUGAAUCGCCAGAUUAAGGACUGGGGUGUGUGAUAUGAACGUAGACGACGAAUGUAAUAAACAAGUUUUUGAAUUUUUGUUAAAAGGGUUUCCAUAUGAAGAGAGAAAGAGAGAUUUGAGGAUAAAGUAACACCUAGGUACCGGAAAGAAGAUACCUCAUUGGGAAGAAUAUCCAAAGGUUCAGGAAUGGGAGAGGGUCGUAAUCGAAACACACACUGUACUGAUUUCUGAUUGUUGAGUAGGAGUCCAUUAUUCGAAGACCAUGCGGAGACGUGAUCUAAGCCAUCCUUUAAAAACUGUAAAUGAGUCAGGUUUUUGAGUGGGUGGCCUACGACCAUGUCAUCGGCAUACUUAACAUACAGGCAGUCGUUUGGCGAUCUCAAAUCAUCAGUAUGUAAGGAGAAAAGAUGAGGGGAUAAGAUGGAACCUUGUAGAACUCCACAAUUAUUUGGAAGAAUAGAAGAUUCUGCCUAUAUAUCAUGCGCCGCUGUGCGGCUGCUGGUUGGGCUCGAGAGAGAGCCCUUAAGGCACAACGGGACGAGUGAGUUCCGUAUGAACGAUCGGUGAGCGCCCCCUAACAUUGUAUAUUCCCGAUCGAAAACCGACAAGGCAACGGGCUCGUGGCCCGGUGAGUAGAGGCGUUGACUUCUAAACCAACAGGUCGCGAGUUCGAGGCUAGGGUGUUCCACACUUCGGGCUUGGGUAUGGCUGGCUGACGACGGCUAAUAAGCCAGAAAUGGCCAUUUCAGUCUCCCUUGUCUUUGUCGGUAAUAUCAUUCUGCCUAUAGAAGAUUUUCUCUUUCCUGACUGGACAAACUGAGUGCGGGAGGAAAAAUAAUCUCUAAGCCAAGAGACAACCCAGCUCGGAGUGUCGCACGCAGCUGCCUUGGUCAGGAGGAGUUGGCGCGGAAAAGUGUUGAAGGCGGAUGAGUAGUCGAGAAAAGCACAUGCAUAUGCACGGCAUCCCUUGUCUAAGUCUCUCAAAGCUGAAUGAACAACUAAAGCAACAGCAUCCAAGGUGCUACGCUCUGCCUUGUAUGCAAAUUGUAGAGGAUCAGAAAAAUUGACGGAGGAGUACUUAAGGGAAUCUAAUGCAACUCUUUCAGUAAGUUUCAGGAGUGUAGAAGAGCAAGCAAUAGGACGGAAAGAUUUAGGAGCAAAAGUGAAAGAUUUUUUAGGGAUUGGAGUAAUGCUUACUGUACGCCAGGCGUGAGGAAUCUUGGACUCUAAGAAGGAUAGAUUAAUAAGGUGGGUCAAGACGGGAGCUAUCUGCGAACAGCAAGACUUAAGGAGAAAAAGAGAGACACCGUCCGGCCCAGCCGCCGUUGACCCGCGAAUCUUUUUGAGAUGUUGUUCCACUGUUGUCACAGUCACAGGAGUAAAGUCACAUGGUGGUAGGUAAAUUUCGUUUGGGCGAGAAGGGGAGUCGUUAGAAGUACAGAUAAAAUUCCGAUUUAAAGAGUUUAAAUCUACGUCAAUGGGUUCAAGUAUAUUACGUUGACCAGUGAGACGCUUGAGACUCCUCCACAGUUCAGCAGAAGGAAAAGGAGAGGAGGGGGUGGAUGAAGUAGAAAAAAGUUGACUAACGAAUAAACCGUUAAGUCUGGCAAUUUCGUUCUUUAUUAAAACAUUGAUAUCCUUCACCUUGUCACGCUGACCUAGUUUGUAGAAGGCUUCUUUGCGACGUCUCAAGUGUUUGAGGUAUGCUGAGGAGAUUCUGUCAGGCCUGACCAUAACAGUUUCACGGGGACAACAAAUACCAAAAAUGUGAGGAUGGACAUCGUCAAUAUCGAUGGUCGCACUGCCGUGACAGGCUUUGAAUGGCGACUCCGUGUUCGUCAGCUGCCUGAAUCAGACAGGCCACUGGCAACUGAGAGAGAGGAGGGGCGAUAAAUCGAUCCAGCUCGCAGUCAUCACUAUUGCUUCUCUCCACAAACAACCGAGCACAUUUUAAGGUAUCACAACACCCAAAUGGUGUGGUCGACAAGACGGGGAUUCCUGAAUCAGAAGUCAGGUAAGACGGGUUGGGUUGGACAACUUUGCUGCUGAGGAAGUGCUUACACUAAGCUUUGCUAGCAGUCGCCGCGAGCACACUCUCCAGGCAAGUCGUCUUAUCGGUAUCCGCCAUCGGGGUGCUCAGACCCAGCGCGUGUGUGCGCCUUUCGUUGUCUCAGCGUCCGCCAGCCAAUCAGAGAAGGAGCAGCGUUGACUGGCAUCGAGCACUCGCGAGGCCAGUGACAAGCCUCGCGCGUCCCAGCUGCGGAUCGACGGGGAGUGAAGCGUACAGGAGGACAGCGCGACAAAGGCGGAGAGCAAGGAGACACGAACUGCCACAGCCUUGCUGGUUGUCAGCUGACUGCAUAAAUCAAUCCUCCUCAGGAUCGAGUGUGGGACUGAAAUUUUCGCAUAUUAAUGUGACCUCUAUGGCACUCCUGCUCACGUGAACUGACUUCUGCAUUUACGCCUGGCAUGUGUAAGCUUAGGUGCUAGAUGGCGGGUUUCUUCAGACAAUCCGGCCCCCUCUAUAAUUUUGACCAGGGAUGAUGGCGCGCGUCACGGACAAUGGCGUAACCUCCGAGGCAUUUGUAGUGAAGUAGGUCUGCGUAAUUGCUUCCAUCCGGUUCAGCACCAUGUUUUCUGCUCUGCUGAUGUACGCCUACCGCGAUGAGCGCCCCGGGGAUACGCAUCAUCAACAGAACUUAAGGGAAUCUUCCCUACAGCCGGCUCACGCAAACCCCAACACGCCUCUCCAGGAUUACGGCCCAUGACCUGCUCUUCGCGAACAACUGCUCACCCAACACCACAACCGAAGAGGACAUGUAAAGGAGCGUGUACCUCUUCGCCACCGGAUGCGCCAGCUUCGCACUGACCAGAAACACGGACGAGACGGUAGUCAUGCGCCAACCGUCACCCGACACGGAAUACAAGACUCUUCGAAUCAAUGUCAACGGCGGACAAUCUAAAACCUAGAGCAACUUCGCUUAUCUAAAAGGCACACUCGCGCAGCACAGAAAUCGAUGACGAGUCGUCCCAUCGAAUCUCCAGAGUCUGCCAGGCCUUUGGCCAGUUGCAAGCAGCCGUGUAGAACUGCCACGGCCUUCAACUGGACCCGAAGCUGAAGAUGUAGAAGGUCGUCGUCUUGAAGACACAUCUGUACGGAGCGGAGAACUGGACCGUCUACGCAAGCCAUGUCAGUAGCCCCACCCACUUCCAUCUCAAUUGCUUUUGCAGAAUACUAAGGCUGAGAUGGAGCGACAGGGUCCCGGACACGGAAGUCCUAGAGCGGACCUGAAUCCUCGGCACCCGGGCCAUACUGAGGUAACUUCGACUAUAAAGGAGCGGCUACCUUGUAAGAAUGAGCGGUAAGCGAUUAACCGAACGCCACUUCUAAGGAGAUGUCGCCAUGGGUGGCCACCGACAGGAUGAACAAAAGCCACGCUAUAAGUCCACUGAGAGGGCCUCAGCCAGUACAGACCGGCCUGAAGGACAGGGUAGUUUGCAAGUCCCAUGCACCUCGAAUCCAUAACACCAAAAGCCAACCGCUUCUAACAUGCACCGCUGCUAACGCACAUCCCGUGCGCGAAUCGACCUCGUUGGACACCUUCGGACGCUAUACAAUAACAACUUGGCAACAUCAAAUUCUCCUUCUACGACCACCCAUGCCGCCGACCUCCUCAAACCCCUCAACGACCAUCUCCACCACUGGUAAUCACAUUGCCGAUCUCCCACCGCCUUCGGGCACCACCGCGAUUAUCCUUGCCCCGACAGUUCGAACGUCGUUGUCAACGAUAUCCACCGUGUGCUCCACAGCAAUGUGAAGCAGAUACGUCGAAUUGUGCGCUAAUCACUUUAUGGCUGUAACGGACUUGCACUGCGUCUACCGCACUCCCUCCUCCUCCCCCAUUUGAGCCCGGUGUCAAGAUGGGAAUCCAUCAGGAAGACCCCAAUGGCGAACCAGCUGCGCCAGGUGUGUGAGCGCAUGACUGCGUUUCAGGUCCCAGUUGGUAGUCAUGGUUAUGAAUGGCUGAAUGAAGGCAAACAAGCCCGAAACAGACCUGUACCAAUCUAUCCCCAGGAACCUGUCUUUUCCCUGAUAUAUAUAUAUAUAUAUUUUAGGGCAAGAGGAUACACUACUAGCAGCACAGGCACUAGCUAAAAGCCCAUGCACGCGUGUUUCGCCGAUAUUCUGCCGUUGCAUGACACAGCUGCGAGGGGUUCGGCUCACUAGUGGAUCCCCCAGCAUUUCCCGUAUGUUUUCUGGUAGAUACUCCGAGCUCGCAGUUAAUUUCUGAGGAAAUUUAAAGGCAACAAUUUCUAAAUCGGAGUAUCUACCAGAAAACAGACGGGGAAUUCUGGGGGCCCCACUGAGCAGUCGAACCCCUCGCGGCUGUCAUGCAGCAACAGCCAGCUUGGCUGAUGACGGCAAAUAAACCAGAAAUGGCCAUUCCGGUCUCCCUGGUUUUUGUCGGUACCAUCUCAUUUACAUAUAUAUCUUGACUGCAUAAUUGAGCCAACUCUUCCAAAAUUCAGAUGAUGAGACAACUCCUGGGCCAUAACCAUCAUGACAGAAAUUCUUCUCGCCAGCCACUAAUCCGCUAUGAAAUCCCGUUCAAUCUGCUGGAUCUCGAAGGUAUGUCAAUCUGUGGUUUGAACGCAAGUGUAGACUGGUCUACAUCUCUUUAUGGUCCUGCGACACCUUGCAUUAAAUCUCUUUUAUGCUCAAUGUUUGUGUGAGCCGCGAAACGCAGUUCUAAGACCCAAAACCGCAUCGGUGGGAUACAAACUGAUUUAGAGUUGCGAAAAUUCCCAUAGCAGUAAUCAGAAGACGAGGUGGCGAGCAUACGUAGCUUUCGAUAAAUUAUCGUCCGGCCAGUACAAUUAUGUGGGAAGGGGGUAGAAGUAAAAACAUGUGAGUGAUGAGAUAAAUCAAAUAAAGUUCGCCUUUGUUCCUUAAAGUCCCUUUUCAAGGGGACGCCGCGAGUGAACUCCUAAAGAGACGCCUUGAUCAAGCUGUUUCGCAAACCUUCCCAGCGGCAAGGGUUGAAGUAUCCUUCUCGACUAACCCUAUUUUACGCGGAGAAGGUAAGGAUAAGUUGCCACCCCAGAUCAGUUCAAUGUGCAUCUAUUCCUUCACUUGCUCCUGUGGAGCAGGUUAUAUUGGUCUUCCGAGUCGGCGCUUAUCCAAGAAAUACGGGAAAACCUCCCGGCAUGGCUGGGAAAAGGCGAAACUAGGAGCAUAAGCAGCGCCAUUCUCGCGCAUGCUGCCGACUCCGGACAUCAUGUAGACCCCAAUGAAGCGUUUCGUGUGAUCUAUAAGGUCCCAUCGAGCUAUCCGAAACCACUGGGACAGCGCCUGUUAGCAACAACAGAGGCGGCCGCCAUCAGGUUGCGAAAACCAAUUUUGUGCACACAGAAGAACCACGUUCAGGCUCCCUAUAGUGGCCGAAGGUCGACUAACGCUACAACUCUCCCGCGUCCUUCCGCUCUCACCCCGCCCCUGACACUGACUACUAUUACCCCCUCCUCCCUCACAUUCCCACACCCAUUCCCAGGCGAACUUUAAUCGAUUUAUCUUACCAUAUAAUUGUAUUGGCCCGACGAGAAUUUAUCGAAAGCUACGUAUGCUCGCCACCCCGUCUUCUGAUUACAAACUGAUUCGAGCUGCUGGCAAGACCACAUUUGGAAUUUUUUCUUAUGUUGAAUCUGCGGUCUAAAGUGCUCGUGGUUGGCCGUUAUGCGACGGUAAACUGCUAGUCGAGAAGUACUACUGAACAGUGCAAUCCACCCCUGUGUGACAUCGAAUGUACCCAAUUGCGUACAACAUAUCUUAGGCCGUGACUCAGCCGGUAGAUCAUUAUGCGCGAUGACCCGCCAAGCCUUGAUUCAAGUCUCAAGUCGUACCCCAACCCUAGGGAACCCUACCAGAGCUUCCUUGUUCAACGCUAGAAGGAUUAUUUGCGUAGCCAAAGAAGAUUUCAUAGCUGACGUUUUCUUUCUGAACGCUUCUUAUGAAGCUCCCACCGGGCAGUCUCAAAUCUUUAAUCUCAGAAUGCGAGGGCAUCAGUGGGGCCCUUUUCGCGUACAACUUUACUGAUGAAUAACAUUGUUUAACAUCUGGGGGAGAUGUUCAGUCUGCUUCCUCUUUUUGGUGACGACGGUGCCAUCAGUGUACUGAAACCAAACUUGGGGUCGGUGCGUCUACAAGGCCUUCUCUUCUUCACACCUCCAUUUCGUAUGGCAAUCGACUGUUUCUGACAGCUAAUAAUCCAUCAAUAUCCAUCUGACUCCCAGAAGACCACCUUAUUUCCUUAAACGUUUUGCUUUUUGGAAAAUUCUCCCAAACGCGAAAUGUCUGUCUAGAUAGUUUGUCCUUUUAAUGUCUCUUGGCUAAAGGUGUAUUCAGUAAUUACAUUUCAACAGUUUAACCUGAGGUGUUCCAUCCUUCAGUAGUGCCAAAUUGAAAUCUAAAUCACCACCUAUUAGUCCUGUAAGAGGAAGAGGUCAUGCCUUUGAAACACUUAGACCGUCCAACGAACAUUCAACUGUACUUUGCCUUCCAGAGUUGUAUUAAGACGUUUUGUAUUUUCGAAAAAAACAAUUGCUUCUUAAUAAAAAUAUGCACUAUAAAAGUUCUGUUCGUUUUAGUGCAGCACCGUGAACACUUUCGUGGAGGGCGAAGGACAAACAGUGCUAGUUGCUUAAUUAUGCUCAUUUGGGUACUGGGUCCUUUCACAUAGAAGGGCUCACCUCCUGCAUCUACCCUCAUCUGGGUUUCUAAGUAAAGCAGGCUUCAAAUUGGCCCAGUGAUGGUAAUCCGUAUGAAUUGCUCGGGGGAGGGAGGGGAGAGCGAGGUCGAUCCUAGGUACUCCACCCCACUUCACAUAAAUGCACUCCUCGUUAAUAAUAAACAUGACGCGCCGCGAAACUAUCCGGACACUUUAAAAGUCGUGGCUUGGAAGGUUGUCAGGCGACGAGAUCAAGAGACAGACAGUCAGGCUGCAAUGGCUCCUUCUGAAUGCGAUCUCUAUGACACUCCCACACAGAUGGGGAUCGAGUCGCCCACGGUGGACAUCGCCGCAUGCGACAGUCGAACUGAUAUUCGAUGUAAAUUGGCAAUGAUUCGUAGGACACCAGUGGACAGCAUGAGACAGGCGUCACUGUUGAUUGUAACCUAUCAUGUAUCCUCUCACGCCCUUUCCCCUCUUCCUCAAAAAGGUCUGAGUCCGAUGGACUACCUGAAGAAGUUCUGCAUCCUUGCGGACACCCGACUUCCCUAUUACCAGCGAAUUUUCACCAAAUACAAGGACGGUCGUACGCAUCUAAUUCCAUCCGACGUAAGAUUGCAAAAAAUGUCUGCUCAAAUAUUUUUGCUCCAAUAACCCUUUUAUCUACCCAUAUUGUGAUUUUUCCCUGCUGUCUAGAAAUUGUUGGAGCCUCUGAAGGCCCUGAUGAGUGGGGCUUUCUAUCAGGAUCAGGUGGAUGAACUGGUCCGCAUCCUGGACCUGACAGAUGAGGCCCAGGCCCUGGAUGAACAUGAGUUCUGUUGUGUUUGUGGGCUGGCCGAGAGACUCUACUACACCAAAAACCUGUAAGCAUUAGAAUCAACCUGUUAAAUUCCUAACCCAUGUUUAAACUUGAGAAGAUCGACUGACUUGAUUCGCACCAACUCAACGAUCGUAUUCUUGAGGUAGCUGUUGGCAGAAUCUACUUUCAAUGAGCAUUCCCCUUUCGACAGACCUCGUGAAGGUGGAACCACACCAGUUAUCGUUUGGUUCCAAGCUCCAGAAAAUCUCAAGUGGAAGUGGGAAACUUUCUUAGUCAGAAAACGGUCGCGUUUUUGUAGUGUUGUCUCAAAAAUACUCACCACCGUGUCUGUUUGAACUUCCGACUAAACACAAAUCCUGAAUAAUCCCCCGCAAACCAUGCGUUAACUGCGCAUUUGCCAAGAAUUUCCGGCUUUUUUUGCAAGAGACAGACGUCAACUGAAAAACUUCCCCACUUACCUUCAAUACAACUACACCUUUUUGCGCGUAAACCUUGCGUUUUACCAGUUAUUUCUUAAAGUACUGGCGAUAAAGUAUGGUUGGAUUUGGGGGACAAAAAAACCGUAAAAUUACUAAAUACUUGUACAGUACUGUUUGUGAGGAAUAGUUAGUUUCAGAAGAUAAACACUUCAGGACUCUUCCAUCAACAGAAGGUACAUAUCCUAGGAUUGUGUCGACGUUCAUCCUGCUGUGUUUGACUCAAGCUAAAGACAGGCCAUAUAAGAUUUUAAAACCGGACUUUUUCAUGCCCGCUUUCAUCAAAUUAUGCAAUGAACAGAAUUCUUGUUUUAUCAUGCAAAAUACGCGACUUUAGGGCGAAAACAUGGCCCUUUUUAAUAUCAUGUAAUACCUCACCAGUGUUGACCUCUGCAAAAACUGAAUUGCCCAUUUUUUCUCUCAUAACUUGGCUUACGGUAGAACCAUUCUACUUUCUUGUCCAUCGACGAAAUACCCGAAUGCCUGCGCUAAGUGCACGAGCUGAAUCCAACUGACAACCGUUUUUCUGGGUAUCCACCCCUUCACCCAAUAGAAUCUUCCCUCUCAUUUUAUAAUACAUACCAGUGAACAUUUUUCACUCUACUUUAGGCUUAAUUUCUGAUGGAUGCGAUCGUUUUUCCUUGGAACUUAGAUGCUAUCGACGGGGUUUAAUUUUCUAUAUGUAGGACUUGGUACUGAACAGUAACAACUAGUAAAAUAGAAAAAAUUAGGGAAUCCAGUCGGUCAGAAGGUUUGUGUCAUUGGGUGUAGUCGAACCGCGUUUAGAACAACUAUAUUGCUUAAGAAGGGUGGAAAGUAAUUGACUGUCCCCAACCACAUUCAGUGUACUUCAAAGACCCUAGAUUAUCUUUGUCAUUAACAAAUCCGUCAGGAUGUUUAUAACAGUUAAUUGCUGCAACUGUAUGUCGACAACGAGUGAAGAACCGUCUCGUCCGCUGGGGUUUUUGUCCGCUUUAAGCAUUAAGAAAUUUAAACUUGCCGCUGUCCGUUCGUUAAGGAGCCAGUUUUAAGGUAAUAAACCGAAAGCCUACGACUGUAUGCAAAGUGUUUACGAAUAUCAGAAUCUUCCUUACAUAACGUGGCCUUCGGUGUGGCUACGGUGACUGUUUUGGCAGACACAGAGUUCAGACUGGUUGUAACCUUCGUAUUGGUUUAAGUUCUUAAGGAAUGAGUUUUAGUUCUAGCUGCGACAAUAAAACUUCUCUACUAAAGACUAAUUGUCAGGGGAGGUACCGGUGUAGAGAGCGAUAGAGACGAGUGCCAUGUGAAAGGAGUCGGCGGUUGUGAGGGAAGGGGCACCAGCUACCUUCACCGAUACACGGCCACAUCAUCUCCAUGCCGGACUUGCGCGAAGUGUGACUUCAGUCCUUUUAAAUAACUCUGUCCAAUUCGUGGCCCGUCACACAGAAGCCUAAAUAUUUGAACUCAGGCAGUAACCUUAAGAAUCAGUCCUACGCAUUAUCCUCGAGGCACGUUUCUUCAUCGCCUUUUUAUAUCUUACAUGGGGUCUAAAUUGGCCUACACUACAGGUCAAAAUUGCCGUGUUAUGUCCCUUAGAUCGAUCCGAACAGAUAAGCACCCUCUCCAAGUUGCUCAAGUGUUUUCUCCAUAAAACACGCUUUCUAGGCCUGUGACUCACUAUUACUAUUAUGCGCUUACUUCCCUUUUCCAGUCGUAUUUUCGGAGAGGAGGGUCUGGCUAUGCAACAGGGCAUUUUGGAAAGUGCUGAUUUUCACAUGUUUGUCAAGAAGAUGGACGGAGUAAAGAUAACAAGAAAUCUAUCUCGGUUCCUUCAACGUCUCGGUCUCUACAAGUGA